Molecule: messenger RNA, 2564 nt
Organism: Poecilia reticulata (guppy)
Lineage: Eukaryota; Metazoa; Chordata; Actinopteri; Cyprinodontiformes; Poeciliidae
Gene: calhm1b
Product: calcium homeostasis modulator 1b
Cellular component (GO): plasma membrane
Molecular function (GO): monoatomic cation channel activity
Source: RefSeq, a predicted model, not a curated record
CAAAGCCACAGAUAUUUGAAUGGUUUGAACGUUUGUUUGCAUGUCUGGCUUGUUGACGCAGGAACAAUACAGGAACUCUCACUGAUGGGAUUUAUUGGACUGACACAGAAACACUUUGCUUUUCAUAUAAUAAUGCAGAAAAUUAAAAGGGGGUUGAAAUAAACAGUGUAAGAUAUUCACAGGCUUUGUCAGGUUUGCUUUCGAGAAAAUAUAUUUUCUCAAAUCACUGUAACGCAGUGAAGGGAGGGGCUUGAUGACAGGAGCUUAGCUCGGCUUUGAGUAUCACCAGAGAAUCACUUCUCAGUCAGCCAGGUGCAUAUGUAUGCUGCGUAUGAACGGAGCUGCAAGACACUCACUAUGGACGUUAUGGUUAUAUGACAAGUUUAUCCUUCCAGCUGUUUAUCCAAGUAUAAAUAACAAGCCUUUUUCCAGGAAUUUCACUGCCUGUAAGCCGAAGCGUCCACCACAUCUCACACGAUGGAUAAGUUUCGUAUGAUGUUCCAGUUCCUCCAGUCCAACCAGGAGUCUUUCAUGAACGGGAUUUGUGGCAUCAUGGCAUUGGCAAGUGCCCAGAUGUACUCCGCCUUUGAGUUCAGCUGCCCCUGCAUGCCAGAAUACAACUACACCUACGGCAUCGGGCUUCUUGUCAUCCCUCCCAUAUGGUUCUUUUUGCUGGGCUUUGUUUUGAACAAUAAUGUGUCGGUGCUCGCCGAGGAGUGGAAAAGACCCACGGGGAGCCGGACGAAGGAUCCGACAAUCCUGCGCUACAUGUUUUGUUCAAUCACCCAGAGAUCAUUGAUCGCCCCUGCGUUGUGGGUGUCGGUCACCCUCAUGGACGGGAAGAGCUUCCUCUGCGCCUUCAGCAUCAACUUGGAUAUCGAAAAGUUUGGAAAUUCCAGCUUUGUCAAAGGGAUGUCGGAGACGGAGAAGAUUCGACUGCUGGCCAGAAUCCCCUGCAAAGACCUGUUUGAGCAUCAGGAAAUAAGAGUGGCAGCGACACGGUACAUCAAGUGUAUAUCACAGGCGUGUGGGUGGAUUUUUCUCCUCAUGAUGACCUUCACCGCCUUCCUCAUCCGGGCCAUCAGACCAUGCUUCACCCAAGCCGCUUUCCUCAAAACCAAAUACUGGUCCCAUUACAUCGACAUCGAGCGCAAGAUGUUCGACGAGACCUGCAAGGAGCAUGCGAAGAGCUUCGCCAAAGUCUGCAUCCACCAGUACUUUGAGAACAUCAGCGGCGAGAUGCAGAGCCUCCACUGCCAUCGCUCCGGCCAGGACGACAGCGGCGACGAAGGCGAGGACAAGAGAAGCGACGAAGACAAGCUGCUGGGCAUCAGGGCCCAGGACGACAUGAACAAGGUCCUGUGGAACUGGCACACGAGUAAGCCGGCGCUGGCUCUGAGGAAGGACCAGAUGGACGGCGAAAACAGCAGCAAGCUGAACGGGAAGAUAAACGAGGGAUUUAAUGGGUUCGCAAACGGACACGCCCACGAGACCAAAAAAAGGGAAUGGGCCGUGUAUUACAGUAAGGUUUGAAGAAAACUGAGAUAAAACGCUUACAAAUGAGCUCUCACUGUGUUCCAGAGAUGUAGCCUUUAGGAAAAAGACUUUCUUACUAUGAAAAAGUCUGCAGUCAUUGCCCAUCUCUUCAUAUUUUGCUUCCAUUCAGUUAGACUUUCUUUUCUUCUUUCAAAGUUACAUUGGUCAAUAUUUCUUACAGGUUCCUGAAGGCUCUUCAGAGCUUUUCUCUCAAUUUUUACUGUUUCUGCCAUCAUUUAAGUUCAGGAUCUGGUCCUUUUCAGAGGAAUAUCUUCUGUUACGCUGCGUCACUCUGACCUAUGAAUUAUGUAAGACAUCUAAACUCAAUGAAUUAAUCCUAGUUCUAUGACAAAGAACAGAAAACUUAACAUGCAAUCAGUUGUAAAUUGGCCCUGACUCACUUAAAAUGUCAUUUUAGUAUUAGCAAAGGGAUUAACUCUUUGUUGACCUCAGAAAAGCACUCCGUCCUCUCAGAAAGCUUGCUUGUGUAAAUCUUGUAAAUUACACAUGGCUAAUAAAAGUCUGUUUUAUCAAACUGAUAGCUCACACUUAGUUAAUGCUGCACACCGGAAAGCCCUCACUUUUACCACUAACGACUGUUUGAAUGUCCAGACCCGCGUGGGUUACAGUGAAACAGCUGAAUUCAACGUCACUUUGUCAGCUGUAAGCAGACGUUACACAAUAACGCUUAGAAAUGAUAUACGUUCCCGGAUGUAGUAAUGUUGUGUCCGCCUUUUUACUUCUGAGUURGAAAUCCUUGCAUUGCAACUUUAUUAACUUCAAAGGAAAUGUAAAGUUUAUGCAAAAACAAAGGAAUGUGGCUGCCAGAACAUUUACAAGUGAGAAUGAAAACAAGGUUGAGAUUUGCAUCUUGUUUGCUCUUUGUGUUUUUUCUUCCUUUUUUUUUUUUGUUAUUGUCAGUGACACACAACUUCUUAUUUAUUUUUUUUACAUCUCUUAUUGGAAGUGUUGUUUAAAGCCCCCUUUUUUUUUACAUGUUCACAGUUGCGGCUGAAUAUGCUUAUCGG